Molecule: messenger RNA, 1812 nt
Organism: Oryza sativa Japonica Group (Japanese rice)
Lineage: Eukaryota; Viridiplantae; Streptophyta; Magnoliopsida; Poales; Poaceae
Source: RefSeq, a predicted model, not a curated record
UUUCACUUUCCCCAUCUCCUAACACCACGGCGAAGAUGCACCGUCUCCGCCGCCGGCCGACCGGAGAGCACGGCACCUUCUCCGCCGCGCUUGCCCGCCGGUGGCUGCCGCGGAAGACCUGUUCCUUUCUCCGGCGGACGGCGGGCGGGCCUUCCGCGCCGUCGACCCGUCCAUAGCUCCGCCUCCGUGAUGGCUUGUCGUGUCGCCGGCGGCGGCGGCGGCGGCGGGGGUGGGGUUUCCUCCGCCGCUUCGUCUCGGUGGCGAGGCCGACGGCCCAUUGGGGCCCAAUGGGGAAGGCCCAUCCCCCGUGGCGGCUUCCCGGCCACGCCAACGCCUUCUUCUUCUGAUGAACUCUCCCUGGCAACUGGGGCCCGCACCGACUCGCCCAACGGAAUGGGGGGUUCGUUCGGAUGGUUGGAGUUUCUCUUAUCGACCUCGCACCCGUGCGAGGAUGAUGCGGCGGAGGAGCUUCCCGUCGAGCCGCCGGUGGCGGCGAUGGAUGCCGCCCAUGACGGCCGCGAUGAGGUGCGGGGAGAAGUCCCCUCCGAGCCGUCGGAAGUACUCGCUGGAGAGGAGGAGGCGGCGAUGGAUGCCGCCCAUGACGGCCGAGGCGAGGUCCGGGGAGAGGUCACCUUCGAGCGGGCGAUCGGUGCCUCCUCCCGUGCGGGUUACGAAGGCAUCAAGCUGGGGGAGGAGCCCUCCCUCAAACCGGCGAUGGUGGGCGCGCCCGAGAUUAAGAUGAUCGAGAUAGCAGAGGCCUCCUCUGUUGCCCAGUGGGACUUGUUGGCGGGGACGGAGGAUUGCAGCCCUGAGAUUAACCCGAAGAUUGUCGACCUCCAGCAGCAGCAGCAGGAGGCCUCUCUCCUUCCUGAUGAGGUCAUCUCUGAGGCAGACGCGUCAAUCUUGGCGCAGUAUUCAUCGGUGACAAAGAAAGACGAUGAUGCUGAGUUCUUGAUUUGUCGGCCAAACUUUGGUUUUGUUACACGACCACAGCAACACACUCCCAAGAAACGGCACCCCAAGAACAAGCGGGCUAUGGGGAUUAACUUGUUGGAUCGAGAGGGAAAUAUCUGCAGUGAUGAUAAGCUUCCAAGUCAGGGUUGCUUGGUUGGUGAAUACAAUAAUCUUUUGCUGCAGUUGUAUCAGCUGCUGUUCGAUUUAAAAGAGCUAAUGGAGCUUUGUGGCCAAGCUGAUAAGAUCCAGAGUGAGGUGUUCCUUAAAAAGGCAAUGAAAAAAGCUUGCAGAGAUUCUGAUGAUGCUGUUGCAGACAUAGUGUUUCAGGCCCUAAAGGUAGAUGGUUUCAUUCUGAGGCUAUUAAGGUAUCUGAAGAGCCAAUUCAAUUUUUGCCGGACCCAGGCAUGGAAGAUAAGGAAUGAGAUAUUGAGAAUUGGUGGCUCUGACGAGAUGCAGCAGGGCGUAAAGGUUGAUACGACUCGGGUCAUAGAGAACACUGCUAGCACCGUCGACAGCGAGACGCCCGUAGAGCAAAAGAGGAGAAAGAAGGUGGAAACGGAGUAUGUCCUCGGUGGGAAGGAUCUAGAGUUUAUCUUGUCAUACGAGGACGAUGAACUUGAGACAUUUGAUGAGGAUAUGCUCAAGGACCAGGCAAUGGUCCGGCAACAGAUUGAGAAUUUUGGCUAUGGUUUCCUCCAUAGCUGGAGGGAAGUUAUCUGCACUGAUAGUGAAGAAGAAGAUGACCCCGUGUCCGAUGAUGAUGAUGAUGAUGAACAAGAUGACUUCUUCACCAAUGAUGAUGAUGAUGACCAGCAAAAUGUCGACCAAAUGGAUAAGAACAUGUAUGCUGAGGCCUGA